Zea mays is the source of this 929-nucleotide messenger RNA. Its product is annotated as eukaryotic translation initiation factor 5A. The record is from RefSeq and is a predicted model, not a curated record. Gene Ontology annotation, biological process: positive regulation of translational termination; positive regulation of translational elongation. Gene Ontology annotation, molecular function: translation elongation factor activity; ribosome binding; RNA binding. Lineage: Eukaryota; Viridiplantae; Streptophyta; Magnoliopsida; Poales; Poaceae. The transcript has 5 exons. The coding region runs from base 231 to 656 and encodes 141 amino acids.
UGAAGGCGUCCAACCGACAUGCGGGCCCGUUUUCCAGCAAGCCCCAAGAGUCAGUGAAACACACCGUCUUCUCUCGGGUUGGAAGCGGUGGGUGCACCUGCUGUUAGCGGUAUAAAAAGCGGAAACCCUAGCAUUCGCCGCGAGCUUAUCACUUAUCAUCCCCAUCCGCACCUCUCUCCAUCUCCCUGCUCCUCCGCCUCCUUCUUGAUCCAGCCAAGCCAGGGAUCGCCAUGUCGGACUCGGAGGAGCACCACUUCGAAUCGAAGGCCGACGCCGGAGCGUCCAAGACCUACCCGCAGCAGGCUGGCACCGUCCGUAAGAACGGCUUCAUCGUCAUCAAGAACCGCCCCUGCAAGGUUGUGGAGGUUUCUACCUCAAAGACUGGUAAGCAUGGCCAUGCCAAAUGCCACUUUGUUGCCAUAGACAUAUUCAACGGGAAAAAGCUCGAAGAUAUUGUUCCUUCGUCACACAACUGUGAUGUGAGCCUUCUUACUUCAGAUGGCAACACUAAGGAUGAUCUUAGACUCCCAACUGAUGAGACUCUUGUGGCCCAGAUCAAGGAAGGGUUUGAAAGCGGCAAGGAUCUUGUUGUGACUGUCCAGUCUGCUAUGGGGGAGGAGCAGAUCUGCGCGCUGAAGGAUGUUGGCCCCAAGUAACUUCCCUGCCUUGGAAUACUGUAUCUCAAAACCUAAAUCGAAAAAAGAAGUGUAUCAAGGAUUGCUACAGAGACAUCCAUCUGGCUUGAGCUGGCUUUUGCUAUGGCAAACACAAGUGCAGGGAUCGCUGGGUGUUGCACCGUGUCUGCAUUAUGUGGUUACAUUCUGGACCCUGUAUUUUCUAUGCUUUUAUGCCCCUACUGUUUAGUAUUAAUUAUCAAUAAAUUUGUUUGGGACGGUUGAAUUGCAUGCAUUGCAUGAGGUUUCUUGUUC